AGCAUCAUUCCAGUAGAUGGUUGGGCCACUCGGAGCCUGCUCGCAGGAAAUGCUUUUUCCAUUUGCAGAAAGAGAAAAAGGAGGGGACAGCAAAAGUUGCAGUGCAGGAAAAAAAAAGUGCAUUUUGAGGUUCGGGAUGAGAGGAGACGCGUUUCCGGUAACUUAAAGGGGUUUGAUACUGUGCAAGUGAGCUGUUUUAGCAGAGGAGAUGAGCCAGGAGUAACAUUGUUGCAUUUAACUGUGAUGUGGACAAAGACAAGCGUUUGGUGCUCUAGGAAGCGGAGCUCCGUUUCGUGGGCCGAGGACUGACCCGAGCGGCACCCCCGCUGGGAGCAGAAGAGCCAGAGCGAUGAAUCCGCGUCCUCCCGUCCCCCGGGAGCUGUGGCACUGCUUCCUGGGCCUCCUGGUGGCGGCGGCGGCGGUGCAGGGGGCGGCCAGCGAGAGCUGCCUCCUCAUCAGCGAGGUCAACGCUGACAACCCAAGCUACGACUCCACUGAGUUUGUGGAGCUCUACCACACCAGCGGGCGCAGAACCAGCCUGGAUGGCUACACCCUGGUCUUCUACAACGGGAAUGGCAACCUGGCCUACAAGGUCCUGAAUCUGGGCGGCAACGCCACGGAUGAGCAGGGAUUUUUCCUCGUGGGCUCGGCCGGCGUCAAGCCGCCGCCCGCCGUCGUCCUGCCGGCCAACACCGUGCAGAACGGGCCGGACGGCAUCGCGCUGUACCACGGCGGGGCGCGCUACGCCGAGCGGAUGAACGUGACCGCGGAGGGCCUGGUGGACGCGAUCGUGUACAGGUCCCGGCGGGGCGGGGAGGCGGAAUUCCUCGCCGAGGUCCUGACGCCAGGUUUCCCGGUCUUCCUGGAAGACGAGUCCCUGUACCAGCAGGAUGAGUCCAUGGAGCGCUGCUGGCUGUUCGCCACCAACUGGACCUUCCAGACGGGCCCUCCGUCCCCGGGCCUCAAGAACCCCUGCGCCACGGGACGAGCGCGGGAGGCACAGAUCAGUGAACUCAGCCUGGGGGAAGGCGUCUUUCUGGAGCUGAGCGUCCCCCAGCCUCCCAGCGCCCUGGUCCUAGCGCUCCUGAACGGGACAACAGGGGCGGUGGAGUUCAGCAUGGACAUCAAUGCCUCCAGAGCCGGGCUGCUUCUGAUGUGCCCAUCCGGAUGCUCUCGGGAAGAUGCUGUGCUAUUGCCCCCCAAAGCCGAGUCUGUGUUGAAGCAGCAGGGGUCGCUGUCGGGGGCGGUGGCGCUCUACAGCGGGAUGGCCGCGGAUUUCCCUCACGGGGCGCCCCUCAGCCCGAGGCAGCCGAUCGACGCGUUCGUUUUCCUGGGAGAGGGAGGCGAGCAGGGUGCCAGCUUCGUCGAGACUCUCAUCCCUGGCAGACAGGCCUUCCUUCUCACCAGCAGGUCCCUAGGAGGGGGCGUGUCCCUGAGCCGCUGUGGCGCAGCGGUUUGGAGCAGGGACACGGAACUCUUUGUUGAAGCCCCUCCCACUCCAGGGCAGGCCAAUCAGUGCUCGGGGGUGGAGUCAUGUCCACACAAUGUAGUCGUCCCGGAGAGUACAGCGGCCCCUCCGCCGCUGCCCCCCAGCCCCAGCCCCGCCGGUUACCAGGACUUCCUGCUGAGCGAAGUCAACUCGGACACCCCCGGCGCCGCCGAGGACCGGGAGUUCAUCGAGAUUUGGCACCCCUCCGGCCGGCGGGUCAGCCUGGAUGGGAUCUGGCUCCUCCUCUUCAACGGCAACGACGACAAGCCGUACCGCCAGAUCAGCCUGCACGGCUACUUCACCGACGCCUGGGGGUACUUCCUCCUGGGCAGCCACCAGAUGAGCCCCCGGCCCGCCAUCCGGCUGCCGCCCAACACCGUGCAGAACGGCCCGGACGCCGUGGCCCUGUACCGCAGCCCCCUGGGGCCUCCCGUCCCCAAGGAGGGGGGAGCCAUCCCCACUAAGGGUCUGCUGGAUGCCAUCGUGUACCGUGGGCUGAGGUUCGAUAAGGAGGCCCAGAAUCUGAGGGACGCGCUGACUCCUGGGCAGGUGCCCCUCCUGGAGGAUCCGGACUUCAGCCCCGAGGAUGAGUCUCUGAGUCGCUGUGGCAGCCUGCUGCCUGCAAACCUUACCGCCUUCCAGGUGACCCCCCUCACCCCUUUGAAAAAGAACGCCUGUGGGUCUGGCACAACCCCUGAGCCCCCUCUCCAGGUCGUCAUCAACGAGGUAUCUGCCAGCUGGACCAACGGCAGCCAACAGGAGGCCUUUGUGGAGCUGGUGACGACCCCCCACGCCAGGCUGCAGGGCCUGACUCUGCUGCUGUUUGAGCAGGGGCACAACAGCGAACCCCUGGCCGUCCCUCUGAAGGGGUCGGCCAGCUCAGACGGGCUGUAUGUCCUUGGGAACACCAGCAACGCAGAUCAGACCCUUCCCAUCAGCCCCUCUAGGGCAUGGAGAGCUGUGGCGCUGUUCCAAGGCUAUUUCCAAACGGCUCGAGCACGCCUAAUAGACGCCGUGGUGCUCGCCGAGGACCAGGAGCUGUUGGAGAAGCUCAACACCACCAGCGGGCAGCACAUGUUGUCUGUGCUCAGCUCAAUGAAGGAGCCUGUCUCUCUGAGCCGCUGUUCCUGCUGUGAAGUGAGAAACCCUCACGUUUGGAUUGCCUCAGGCCAGACCCCAGGGCAGGUCAACCACUGUCCUUCCUCUGGCUUCUCCAGUGAGCUGGUUCUCUGUCUCGGGCCCAAGACCAACAGGCUCUGGCAGCAGGUACCAGGUUGUGCUGCUCCGGGGCAGAAGAAUGAGAGUCUCCGGGAAAUGCAGAGUGAGAUAGCCCAGUUCCUGGAGGAGUCCUGUCACUGCGGGAUCUCGGGCCUGUACCUGCAGGAGACAAAUAUUUCCUGUGAAGACGGCUUGCUACAUGUGAGUGGACAAAUCCAAGGGGUGUCCGCAGACCAGAGAGACCUCAUCCUCAAGACCACUAGCGCCCUGAUGCUGAAAGACAGCUGUACUGAAGUCACCAUGGAGAAGUUUCAAGCCAGAAAGGCCGGGCUGGGCUGGGAGAUUGCACUGAUCAUAAUCGUCCUCUUGACCCUGGGGCUCGGGGCAGCCCUGGGCACCUACUGGUACAGAAAGAGGCGUCCCCACAACUACUCCACCAUCGAGCUGAGCGAGCAGGCAGAGGGGGAAGGGGAGUUUGAUCUUUAGGUCUAUCCUGGGAUGUUUCCUCUCUCCCAGAUACACUGGAGAAGGACAGGACACUCCUUGCGAUUUCUGCUCUGAGGACAGAAAGGAAAGGAAACAUCUCUCUCCUCUCUACAACAGCGUUUCUAACGGGGGUUGGACAGAACCACUUGAGAUCCAUGUGCACAGAAAAUGGAUACGUGUGUCUGUGUGGAGAGUCUCCCCCUGGACUGGCAGUAUAUUGUACAUAUUCACCUUCAUGCUUUACAGUCCCAUCCACACUGUUUCACCUAAACCCCUGGAGUGCAGAUGGUGUGGAUCUCUUGCAAAGCUUUAUGAGCAGUGCAGGUAGUGAGGUGCUCUAAUAUUCCUUAGCAUGUAGAGUAAAAAUCCACUGGAGCCCUGUUUGCUGAGCAGAAGCAUUUAUUAUAUUUGGUCAAGGAGAAGCACCCUCCUUGCAAUUAGGAAGGUGAUUCCAACAAGAAAAGUUACAGCUGACCUUUUAUACACUUACUUGAUAAGGAAUACAAGGAGCUUAAGUCUCAAAAAGAACAAAAAAACUUCAGUCUUAAUUAAUUUCUAUUGGUUAAGCAAGCGUCUGCUACAAUCUGAAGAUGUCUGUAUAACUAAGCUAUAUCAGUGUUUUCUUCAAGCAGGUAGUUUAUAAUUGGCCUUCUACACAAAAUAAGUCUUUGGGAUUCUUAAAACAAGCAUUCUUUGUGUCUGUAGGCCCCUAGUCUUAUCAGCAGCAGAUAGUGAAAUGUUUCAGCUGGCAUUUUGCUGAAACAGAGAAAGAAUUAAUAACCCUUCAAGCUGUAGAAAACAUUGGCAGGGACACUAAAACUGUCAGGGAAGCCCGAGACUUCAGUAGCACUAAAUGACUUUGACAUCCAUACAAAAUUGAAAUCAACAUCAGUUUCCAAAUUCUUAAAAUACAAACUUAAUUUCAAAUAUAAUUUACUCUGUUCCUCCUUGAUACCUGUACUUCCUGGAUGGGUACCAGGAUAUUGCCUACCAGGAAUAUCGCUUUCUGAUAAUGUUUGGAUAUACCUAAUAUGAAGCUUUGAUGCAAAUAUCAUAUCUGUAUUAUUUGCAUAUAAAUAUACUGAUCAUCAAAAGAAAUAUCACUCAUAACUGUCAUUUCCCUGAUAAAUUUGUGUUUGUAUCUGUAUUUUUUUUUUUAGCAGUUGCACUGACCUUUUCAUUAUACAAACCUGACACAAUCAUUAUACCCAUUUGGAACUGUCAUCAACAUGGUUUAACAUCUUACUCUGAAAGGGCACAGGCUUGUUCUACCUGUGGCUACCACUGGAAGGAAAGCAAGCUGUACUUCCAUCAACAGUUGCAACGCAUGUGGAAGUGAUCUUUGAAGCAGUUUUGGCGUUCAGUGACCUUUUCACUGGUCUCUGAUGCCAAGAUGCCACGUGUCAUCCCACAGGUGUUAAACUGGGACUAAGUCACGUUCACAUCUCUCCAGAAUGUUGCAGGCUAUUGGAUGGGUUCAAAGGCCUCCUCUCGUUUGUACAGUUGUACGUUCUUAAGAAAGGCAUUGUUACACUAGGCUGUGCACUGUCCUGAGGAAAAGGUAUUCAGAUUAACAGCAAGUGAGUUCCCACUACUUGGUCAGUGCAGCACUGUGCCUUUAAUCACGACAAGUGGAUUGAUCUUCUUUCUGGAUUUUCACCAGGCAGAACAUUCAGCAGGUUCACUUCAUCACCUGUGCCAGAUCACCUUUCUCAUUUAUACAGUGGUUUAACGAUUCUGCAACAAGGUUCCUCAAGUCUACUAUAGUCACUCAUGAAUGAUCAGCUAAUCUGAAUAAUGCCUAGAAAUUAAUCAGUGUGCAGAUUACAUUUCUGCAUCUUUUUAGAAAAUGAAUAGUCAAGUUUAGUCAAGUUAGACUGCAUUGUGUAUAUUAAAAGUUUCUGUGUCGGUUACAAACACUGACUGCUGUGCGUGACACCAGGUGAUUUCUGACGUGGCCUUGAUUCAUAGGCAACCAUGAAAGAUCAGCACUGGUUGUUUAGUCUAGGGGCUGCUGGAAGAUACUGAUUAUGCUUAUUUCUCCGUCCAAUGAGCUUGAAACAUAUACAGUAGAAAUCAAAAGGUUUUGAAAGAGCUGUUGAUGAACUCGGUUUUGGUGAAGAGUUUUGAGAAGUCGGCUGCAGACUUUAUCGGGGAAAUAAUGUUGCUGCUUUGCUCCUGGGCUGCAGAGUUGCAAUUUCUUGAUUUUUUUUUUCUGCACUAGCACUGUUUACCUUUAAGCAACAGAUUGCAAUUUAAUUUCAAGUACCGAGUCUUACUGUAGUGCUAAGCUCCUCCUUAUGCUUUGACCUGCUGGCUGUUCUUUUUUUUUUUUCUUCGGAGGGGGCAGUGCUGUGUUGCAAAACGUUUUACAUGCAUUUGAACUAGCUGAGGAGCUGUCCUCCUCUCACUCCGACGUCAGGGGGAAAACAAAGAAUGUUUUUAAUUUUGAUUGUGAUUACCUUCUGUGUACGUUCUUGGAGAAGAUUUGCAACUCUUUUUUUUCGGCAAUAAACAUUGUUACAAUUUGUUGUUA
Lepisosteus oculatus (spotted gar) is the source of this 5729-nucleotide messenger RNA. RefSeq lists its product as uncharacterized. Lineage: Eukaryota; Metazoa; Chordata; Actinopteri; Semionotiformes; Lepisosteidae. The record is from RefSeq and is a predicted model, not a curated record.